AUGGAUUUGGGCUUGUUCAUAAGGAGAGUCUCCAGUUGGGAUGCAGUGACUUAUGAUGAUGUGCAUGUGAACUUCACUGCGGAAGAGUGGAAUUUGCUGGAUCCUUCCCAGAAGAAUCUCUACAAAGAUGUGAUGCUUGAGACCUACUGGAACCUCACUGCUAUAGGCUAUAAUUUGAAAGUCCAUCCUACUGAAGAACAAUGUCAAACUUCUAGAAGUCAUGAAAGGCAUGAAAGAAGUCAUAUUGGAGAGAAACCAUAUGAAUGUAAUCAAUGUGGUAAAGCCUUUGCAAGGCGCAGUCAUCUCCAAAGACAUAAAAGAACACAUACUGGAGAGAAACCUUAUGAAUGUAAUCAAUGUGGUAAAUCCUUUUCACGUCAUAGCAAUCUCCAAUAUCAUAAAAGGACACAUUCUGGAGAGAAACCUUAUGAAUGUAAUCAAUGUGGUAAAGCCUUUGCAUAUCAAAGUAGUCUCCAAUAUCAUAAAAGAACACAUACUGGAGAAAAACCUUAUGAAUGUAAUCAAUGUGGUAAAGCCUUUUCACGUCACAGUAGUCUCCAAUAUCAUAAAAGAACACAUACUGGAGAAAAACCCCAUGAAUGUAAUCAAUGUGGUAAAGCCUUUUCAUUUCACAGUCAUCUCCAAAGACAUAAAAGUACACAUCCUGGAGAGAAGCCUCAUGAAUGUAGUCAAUGUGGUAAAGCCUUUUCACGUCACAGUAGUCUCCAAUAUCAUAAAAGAACACAUACAGGAGAGAAACCUUAUGAUUGUAAUCAAUGUGGUAAAGCCUUUUCAUUUCACAUAAAUCUCCAAAGACAUAAAAGAUCACAUACUGGAGAGAAACCUUAUGAAUGUAAUCAAUGUGGUAAAGUCUUUUCACAACACAGUAAUUUCCAAAGACAUAAAAGAACACAUACUGGAGAGAAACCUUAUGAAUGUAAUCAAUGUGGUAAAGCCUUUGCAAGGCCCAGUCAUCUCCAAAGACAUAAAAGAACACAUAUUGGAGAGAAACCUUAUGAAUGUAUUCAAUGUGGUAAAGCCUUUUCACAACACAGUAAUCUCCAAAGACAUAAAAGAACACAUACUGGAUAG
Molecule: messenger RNA, 1092 nt
Organism: Arvicanthis niloticus (Nile rat)
Lineage: Eukaryota; Metazoa; Chordata; Mammalia; Rodentia; Muridae
Source: RefSeq, a predicted model, not a curated record